Molecule: messenger RNA, 2002 nt
Organism: Argiope bruennichi
Lineage: Eukaryota; Metazoa; Arthropoda; Arachnida; Araneae; Araneidae
Gene: TH1
Product: negative elongation factor D-like
Exons: 2
Coding region: 123-1883 (586 amino acids)
Biological process (GO): negative regulation of transcription elongation by RNA polymerase II
Cellular component (GO): nucleus; NELF complex
Molecular function (GO): RNA binding
Source: RefSeq, a predicted model, not a curated record
ACUACUAUUUUGUGUAUGUAUACAUUUCGGUUAUGACAAAAAGUUCUUGACUUGCAACGAAAAUAACUUGUUGAAUUGAUAACUUUUCCAGCAUCAUAUCUGCUGGAUAAUAUUUUUUUAUCAUGAUGGAUGACGAUUAUGAUGAUGAAAUUGACACCGAUAGAGGUUGGUACGAUGAUACCAACAUGGACCAAGAUUCAGAUGAGCCCUCUGCUGAAGAUCAAGAGGCAAGAAAUGCAAUGAUACAGGCAGAAUGCAUUGAAAAGUUCAGUAGCCAAGAUUUUAUAAUGGAACCUGAAAUAUUCAACCAGUUGAAGAGAUAUUUCCAGAGUGGGGGAAACCCUGAACAAGUCAUAGACUUGCUAUCUGAAAACUAUCAUGCCAUAGCCCAAACAGCUAAUUUAUUGGCUGAAUGGUUGAUUAUGGCUGGAAUGAAAAUUUCUGAAGUACAAGCUCUUGUGGAAGAUCAUUUGAGAGAGGUUAUAAUCAGGCAUUUUGAUCCAAAGAAAGCAGAUUCCAUUUUCACUGAAGAAGGUGAAACUCCAGCUUGGUUAACUGAAAUGAUUGAGCAUCCUACCUGGAGAUCUUUGAUUUAUAAGCUUGCAGAGGACUACCCUGAUUGUCUUAUGUUGAACUUUACAAUCAAACUGAUUUCAGAUGCAGGGUAUCAGGGUGAAAUAACAAGUAUAUCUACUGCUUCACAGCAACUCGAGGUAUUCUCCAGAAUCUUAAAAACUUCUGUUUCAAACUUCCUAGAAGGUGGGGAAGAAGAACUUAAAAAGAAUCUUCAUGAAUUUUGCAGAAUGGUGUGUCAUGGUGAACAUACAUAUCUCUACAGUCAAACGCUUCUUCACCUUCUUGCUCAGGAGCCUAGAGGAGGGUCUAAUAUCAAACGUCUUUCCCAAGAAACUAGUGCCUAUGUUCAAAAAACUGAACACAAUGCUACUCCAAUCACUAUGGCUCUAACAGGUGCAUCAGCUUAUCCUAGAGUUUGCCAAGCAUUGUCAGCUAUGUUGUGCAAAAAUGCUUUAAAUCCUGCUGAUAUAACUGUACUUUUCAAAAUGUACCAGGCUGCUGAGCCUCCUCCAGUCGAAUUGAUCCGAGUUCCUCAAUUUUUAGAUUUGCUUAUGGAUUCCUUAUUUAAGCCAGGAACAAAAAUUAAUCCUGAACAUAAGCCCAAAUAUAUCUACCUAUUAGCUUAUGCCGUGAGUGUUCAUGAAACUUAUAAGAAAGGUGUUCGCAAGAGUGUUAAUAAAGAAGAGUUAAAAACAACUACACAAGCUAUUGAAAAGGUGCAUAUGAUCUGCAAUGAAAAGAAAGGAUCGUCUGAGCUGAUACCAGAACUGAAUACCUUGGUCCACUGCAUCCGUUUUCCUAUUGUGGGUUUAGGUGUGGUAAGAUGGGUGGACUUUACAGUUUCAGAAAAAAGUUAUUUUAAAUUAUCCACAGAACAUACACCUUUGCAUUUGGCACUUUUGGAUGAAGUUGCCGCUGCCCAUAAUACUUUGCACCAGAAAGUUUUGGAACUCUUAAUCCGGUUGUUCGAAAUGCCUCAAGAAGACCUUGAUGUGCUUGUUCAGUUAGAAAUGAAGAAAAUGCUUUUAGAUAGAAUGGUUCAUUUGCUGAGUAGGGGGUGUGCAGUUUCAGUUGUUAAUUACAUAAAGACAUGUUGGCAGCGACAAGAUACAGACAUAUCUUUAAUUAGGUAUUUCGUAACUGAAGUUCUAGAUAUUAUUGCACCUCCAUACACAGCAGAAUUUGUGAACUUAUUCCUGCCAUUAGUUGAAAAUGAAGAUAUUACUGGCAAAAUGAAAUUUGAAGGUGGAAAUGAUCCUGUUUCUGAAUUUAUUAUGCUUUGUAAAGCAAAUUUGGCUCCUAAUUGACACUUAAGUGCUUUAAAAUCUGAAUUUUAUCCAUAUAUGAUAGUUUCUUCAAAUCUGCAUCAUUGGUUUCAGCAAUAAAUAUCAUUUUUAAUAUGUGUUGAAUAAAAAUACAAUUGUAA